Molecule: messenger RNA, 375 nt
Organism: Apus apus (common swift)
Lineage: Eukaryota; Metazoa; Chordata; Aves; Apodiformes; Apodidae
Gene: PSCA
Product: prostate stem cell antigen
Exons: 3
Coding region: 1-375 (124 amino acids)
Source: RefSeq, a predicted model, not a curated record
AUGAAGGUUCUCCUUGUCCUCCUGCUGGGAACCAUCCUGUGCUUGGACUCAGGUUCUUCUUUGCAGUGUUACAGCUGCUCAUUACAGGUCAGCAACUCCAAAUGUAACACGAAGGACAAGAUCGUGAACUGCAAAAAUAAUGAGACGUGCAAGACAGAUGUGAUCAAGGUUGGGUUCCUGAAGCUCAUCAGCAAAAGUUGUGACGCGUCAUGCUCACCAUCCUAUCAUGACAACAGCGUAAGCUCAAGGAAUGUCACCUGCUGCAGAAGUGACAACUGCAAUGUCAAUGCAGCAGGCAGUGUGAGGUCCAGCUACGGGAUGGCAGCAGGGUUAGUUGCCAGCAUCCUCUGGUCCUUCUUGAACAACAGACUGUGA